AUGUUCAGUUCACUAAAAAGAGGGAAUGACUCAAGGGUAAUGGAAUUUGUCCUCCUGGGUCUGUCAUCCACCUGGGAGCUACAGCUACUCCUCUUCUUGAUCUUCUCCAUGUUCUAUAUGGCUAUUGUCCUAGGAAAUAUCUUGAUAAUAGUGACUGUGAAGGCUGAUGGCCACCUAAUUCAAUCUCCCAUGUACUUUUUCUUGGCCCACCUCUCUUUCAUUGACCUGUGCUUGGGCUGUGUCACAGUGCCCAAGAUGCUGGGAGAUUUUUUGCACAAGAAGAAGACCAUUUCUUUCCCUGGAUGCUUGGCCCAGAUUUAUUUCCUGCACUUCCUGGGGGCCAGUGAGAUGUUUCUGCUGACAGUCAUGGCCUAUGAUAGGUAUGUUGCCAUAUGCAAUCCUUUGCACUACUUGACAGUGAUGCACCGUCAGCUCUGCUUCAACCUGGUGGCUGCCUCUUGGUUUGGAGGCUUCCUGCACUCUAUUACACAGGUUUUGUUGGUGAUUCAGCUGCCCUUCUGUGGUCCAAAUGAAUUGGAUAACUUCUACUGUGAUGUCCCACAGGUGAUCAAACUUGCAUGUAUGGACACAUAUGUAGUAGAAGUGCUCAUGGUCUCCAAUAGUGGCUUGCUUUCACUCAUCUGCUUCUUGAUUCUGCUAUUAUCUUAUGCUGUCAUCCUAGCCACUCUGCGGACACGUUUUCGUCAGGGUCAGAGCAAGGCACUGUCCACUUGUGCCUCCCACCUGACUGUGGUUAGUCUGAUCUUUGUGCCUUGUGUCUUCAUCUACUUACGGCCCUUUUGUUCUUUCCCAGUGGACAAGGUGUUUUCAGUCUUCUAUACUGUCAUCACUCCUUUGUUGAAUCCUCUCAUCUAUACUCUCAGAAAUGCUGAGAUGAAGACGGCUAUGAGGAAGAUGAGGAAAAAGUAUACAAUCUCUUGCUGCUUGGCUAAAGGCUGA
Gracilinanus agilis (Agile Gracile Mouse Opossum) is the source of this 960-nucleotide messenger RNA. Its product is annotated as olfactory receptor 4Q3. Gene Ontology annotation, molecular function: olfactory receptor activity; G protein-coupled receptor activity. The transcript has a single exon. Gene Ontology annotation, cellular component: membrane. The coding region runs from base 1 to 960 and encodes 319 amino acids. The record is from RefSeq and is a predicted model, not a curated record. Gene Ontology annotation, biological process: G protein-coupled receptor signaling pathway. NCBI's taxonomy places the organism in Eukaryota, Metazoa, Chordata, Mammalia, Didelphimorphia, Didelphidae.